Cylicostephanus goldi is the source of this 264-nucleotide messenger RNA. Lineage: Eukaryota; Metazoa; Nematoda; Chromadorea; Rhabditida; Strongylidae. The record is from the annotation of a GenBank genome assembly.
AUGCAACGGAUCACUGUUCUAGCUGCCUUUGCAGCAGUGCUGUGUAUUGUCAUGGGGAGACCAGGCGAUGUCUUCCCUCAAGCAGAGGUGUGGGAAAACAUCGACUUACAUGAGGUGCUCAAGGAUCUAUCAGAGGAAGCCAAACAGGAAUGGUCAAAGAUAGGUAGCAACACUGAAGGAACUGCAGCACAGCGAAGGGAGGCGGAAAACGGAUGGGCAAAGAAAUUUGGUGUAGAGGUGAGAGGGCUGAAAGGCAGCCUUUGA